GUGCCGGAAGGAAAGAUCGGCCGGGUUUGUGGCGGAAGGACUCGGGCGCGGGCAUCAUGUCGCGGGCCAAGGCAGCUAUAGUCCUGUGUAUGGAUGUUGGCUCUUCAAUGAGUAAUUGUGUUCCUGGAGAAGAGUCUCCUUUCGAACAAGCAAAGAAAGUGAUGACCCUGUUUGUGCAGCGACAGGUAUUUGCUGAGAGUAAAGAUGAAAUUUCCUUGGUUUUAUUUGGUACAGAUGGUACUGGAAACACUCUCGCCAGUGAGAAUCAGUAUCAGCAUAUUACUGUACACAGACACCUGUUUCUGCCAGAUUUUGAUUUGUUGGAAGACAUACAAAAUGUGGUUCAGCCAGGCACGGGACAAGGAGACAUUCUCGAUGCCCUUAUUGUGUGCAUGGAUUUGCUUCAAAAGGAAACAGUAGGGAAAAAAUAUGACAAACGACACAUAGAGGUUUUUACUGACCUUAGCAGUCCCUUUAGCGAGGAUCAGCUGGACAUUAUUGUGACUAACAUGAAGAAAACCGGGAUCUCGCUGCAGUUUUUCUUGCCAUUUCCAGUGAAAGAUAUAGACGGAAGUGGGGAUGCGGAUGAUGAGGCACGUUCCGGUAGGCACCAAAGCUCUUUUCCAAGAAAGGGGCUAACUGAGCAGCAAAAAGACGGUCUCCUAAUGGUGAAGAAGCUCAUGUUUGCACUGGACAAAGAAGAUGGUCUGGAGGACAUUUACACUUUCAGGGAGAGUCUGGAGUGCCUUUCUAUGUUUAAGAAGAUUGAACGGAGACCAAUGGCUUGGCCCUGCCAGCUCACCAUUGGUUGUAAAUUGUCUAUAAGGAUCAUAGCCUAUAAAUCAAUCUUACAUUCCAGAGUGAAAAAAAGCUGGAUGGUUGUAGAUGCCAAGACACUAAAAAAAGAUGACAUACAAAGAGAAACUGUCUACUGCUUGAAUGAUGAUGAUGAAACAGAAGUUCAGAAAGAGGAUAUUAUUCAAGGGUUCCGCUUUGGAAGUGAUGUAAUCCCUUUCUCUAAAGUAGAUGAGGAACAAAUGAAAUACAAAACAGAUGGAAAAUGCUUUGCUGUCUUGGGAUUCAGCAGAUCGUCUCAGAUCCUGAGACAUCACUACAUGGGCAGCCAAGUUUUGAAAGUAUUUGCAGCAAAGGAUGAUGAGGCUGCGGCAGUUGCUCUUUCUGCCCUGAUUCAUGCUUUGAAUGAGCUGGAUAUGGUGGCGAUAGUGCGUUAUGUCUAUGAUAGAAGAUCUAACCCCCAGGUUGGGGUAGCUUUUCCAUUAAUUAAGAAUGACUAUGAGUGUUUGGUGUACAUGCAGUUACCUUAUAUGGAGGAUCUGAGGCAGUACAUGUUUUCUUCCUUGAAAAAGAAUAAAAAAUACACUCCAGCAGAGGAUCAGUUGUGUGCCGCUGACUCCCUGAUUGAUUCUAUGAACUUAGUUUAUGAAGAUGAGAGAGAAGAGACAGUGGAGGAUAUAUUUAAAACCAGCAAAUUUCCAAACCCUCAAUUCCAACGAUUAUUCCAGUGCCUGCAGCAUAAGGCUUUCCAUCCUGAUGCACCUCUGCCUCCUGUUGAAAAGCACCUCAUGGACAUGUUGGAGACACCUCAAGAAGUGAUGGGAAGAUGCCUGGCCCCUCUUGAGAAGUUGAAAGCACUCUUCCCCUUGAAGGAUGUGGGCAAAAUAAAAGAGCAAAAGACAGCACAAGCUAUCUUCAAAGACUCUAGUGAAGAUGGGCCCAAUACUAAAAAGGCAAAAACUGAAGAUGAUGAAGGUAACUUCAACAUUGGGCACCUUGCUGAAGGCAGUGUCACCACAGUUGGAAGUGUUAAUCCAGCAGAAAACUUCAGAGAUCUGGUGAGGCAGAAAAAUGUUAACUUCAAGGAAGUCAGUCAGCAGCUGAUAAACCACAUUCACCAGUUUUUGGAAAACAGAGGAGUACCAUACUAUAUGAAGAGCAUUAAUUGCAUAAACGUUUUCAGAGAGGAGGCUGUUAAGCUGUCACAAGUGCAGUGCUUUAAUGAUUUUCUGGAAGCCUUGAAAAAACAGGUGGAAGAUAAAAACUUACCUGAUUUCUGGGAAAUCAUAAUACAAGAUGGCAUCUCCUUGAUUACCGAAGAAGAAGCUGAAGGAAGCUCUGUGACAGUGGAAGACGCCAAAGAGUUCCUUGCUCCCAAAGAAAAGUCCAUGGAAAUUUCACCAGUGGCAGAUGAAGGUGGAGAUGUUGAUGAUCUUCUGGACAUGAUUUAAGUGGCUUAGCAGUAUCCCGCAAUCUGUGAUCAGAAGAUGUCUCUGGGAUUCAGGAAGAGCAACAUCAUAAUUUCACUAGUGUGAGAUUGGAAGAGAAUACUGUUAUAAGUCUGGAUUGACUUCCUGUGUGAGAGUGCGUUUCUUGGCUUGCUUAAAGCCAUACUUUAAAGUAUGGCAUGAAUGUUAAUAAAUAAUUUCAAAAUCUGUUCCAAAUACCCAUGAACUAGCAAUGCAGCAGUCACAGCCAGUGUUCACCUGUACUUAUGCAUUGGUGUCCUGCCAUUUCCAAUUUAGCACCCUCUAAACCAGGGGUGUCGAACCCAUUUGUCAUG
Gekko japonicus is the source of this 2578-nucleotide messenger RNA. It is a transcript of the gene XRCC5, whose product is annotated as X-ray repair complementing defective repair in Chinese hamster cells 5. The transcript is spliced from 22 exons. Gene Ontology annotation, molecular function: DNA helicase activity; telomeric repeat DNA binding; damaged DNA binding. Gene Ontology annotation, biological process: DNA recombination; cellular response to X-ray; telomere maintenance. The record is from RefSeq and is a predicted model, not a curated record. Gene Ontology annotation, cellular component: Ku70:Ku80 complex; nucleus. NCBI's taxonomy places the organism in Eukaryota, Metazoa, Chordata, Lepidosauria, Squamata, Gekkonidae. The coding region runs from base 57 to 2246 and encodes 729 amino acids.